Pyricularia grisea is the source of this 3225-nucleotide messenger RNA. RefSeq lists its product as uncharacterized. Bases 417 to 3146 code for a protein of 909 amino acids. The transcript has 4 exons. The record is from RefSeq and is a predicted model, not a curated record. Lineage: Eukaryota; Fungi; Ascomycota; Sordariomycetes; Magnaporthales; Pyriculariaceae.
CAAUUUUUUACGGUAUAUGCUAGCUAUUUUACUUCUUGCAGCUUAUCGACCAUGUCAGCCAAGAAAUGUGCAGUCUUCUGCAGUUAGAAGGCGUCUACUUUACCAAUUCGGGCACUAUGCGAACCAUGGCACACUUUGUGCAAGAUACCACUUGAAGUAUGUACCCAUAGAUAGGGUCACGCUUCUCUUUCUCCCUUGGUUCAUGCUUUCCUUCCUUUACCCUCUGAUCUCUUAUAAGCAAAUGUCGGCAACCCUUCAUAGCGUCAGAAGCUGAACUUAAUCUAUUUUGGUUUCUCAACGAAGCAGCUAAAGGCAUACCUACUCCCGCAACGGUCCACUCUUGUGAUUUUUCUGGCCAGCCUUGCCAGCAACUCUACUGGUCAAAGUCUGAGGUCGUCGUCAGCAGCCUCUAGAAAAUGUCCACGCAAGAGAAUGAGGCUUGUUUUGGCCGCCUCCUUGGUGGCGAUGGCUCUGACUCCCGACGCCGACUGAAUGAGACUAUAGACCAUACCUUUGGUGCGAAUAAGCCUUCUGAGGCGGCGAAGCGGCAAGCAGCUGGGCUUGUGCCUGACCGAGGCCCAGCCACACAAUCUCAAAUGGCCAAGAAAGGCCGUACCUCCGAGGAGGCCUUGAAGGGAUCCUUCGAGCUCCAGGCUCACGGGAACAGGUGCCCAUCUCCUCACAGAACAGAGUCAAUAAGAUCGCGGGGGAGCUCUAGCGGCUCUACCACCACUCGGUCAUCCACGGUCCCGAAUACCAUGUCAGAUAGUCUUUGGUCUCUAUAUACGGCCCCAGCAAGUCCUACCUUUGACGACCGUUCACAGUGCUCCUGCAGCAAUUACAGCAACAUGACUUCCAUGAACACAAGCCCCAAUCCAAGCCGAAAAAACACGAUUGAUGAGCGGCUAGAUGACUUUGUGCUCGAGGGCAACGAAGUAAAAAGAGCAAAAACAGAACAUUAUGGAACAUCUGCGGCCUCAACAGAGAUGGCAACAGAUGUCUUGGCACACUUUCCGACGCACUCAAGGUCUUUCCCCCUCACCAAUACGUAUUUGGUCGAUAGGAACUGGCCUGAACUGGUGCACAUGGAAGCUGGCAUGGACAGCCAGUGGAAGAACGGUGCGCCGCCUCGAAGACCAAAGUCUGGCUUCCUUGCGCUCACACCCGACGAACGGGCCGCAGAUAGCCGAGUUGGUCCUUUGCCCAAAGUGGGCUCUACUGACUUACCGUUGCGGGCCAUGAAAUUCUCGAAUCCGGUCCCUGAUCCUGCUCCCGACGAAGAAUGGUCACAAGACAAACAUACGAGUGGAUAUUCAAACCCCAGAAGCCCAUGCUCUUCGAAUAACACGCCAGCCACACAUACACCUGCACCCCCCAGCCUGCUUAAUACGCCAAGCCCUCCACCCAAGACCGAGGGUUCACCAAUAUUGACUGCAUGCGACAGCUAUGGGGACGCCUACUACGAUGUGAUGUGUCAAGCAAUCCACAAUAUCAUUUUGGAGCGCACUCCCACAGCUGUGCUCGAUGAUCUCGAGAAGCCGUUAGAAAUGGCUGCAGUCUGGUGCACUGAAAAAGCCAUUAACUUGAUACAAGAGAAGCUAUUUGAUAUUUCAUGCGCGGAGAAGAUAGUAACAGACCACAGUGAGGGCUCCUUGGAAGAUUCUGGCCACGGAUCUUACGCCCCAUCAAAUGCAGCAUCUGCGUCAACCAGUCAGAAGCAUGCCCGUGCAAAGAAGCAUGGCGAAUCAAGCAACCGCCAAGGAGAUGACGAGUCGGAAGACGACACAAACAACGGUCAGAAUCAAGAAGGUAGCAGAAUAGGCCGGCAGGAUCACCGCCAUCUUUCUAAGCGAGAUAGGAAUGGAUUCAGCUGUCCGUUCAGGAAGCGGAACCCCCUGCGGUUUAACAUCAGAGACUGGUCCAACUGUGCGCUGCAACCGUAUGAUAAUAUCACUUUACUCAAACGUCACAUUAAAGUCUGUCACCAGUCGGAAAUUGUGUGCCCGCGGUGCAAAAAAGACAUGGGAAGCAGCGAGAGGGUGGAUCAACAUCUGAUGGUUCCCCUACAAAGCAUGUGCGAACUUGUCACGGAGGCACCUGUUACCAACCCGGAGGAUGGCAUCACUCGUGAAAUCGACGAGAAACUCUGCGCUCGAGGUAACGGACGAAAGGUUGAUACCUGGGCUGUCCUGUGGCAAACACUCUUUCCUAACGAUGAUUACACUCCAAGCCAUGAAUUUGAGCCUCCGGUUGGUCUGGAAGAGGUCGUCAACAAAUUCAACAGCCAGCAACUGGAGUUGCCCCCAUUGGGAGCGGGAGGACCUCGGCUACGCGCAAGAUUGCACGCGGUCUUUGAUGCGAGUUAUCUUCCAGACGUGGAUCCCGAUCACUGUUCGAAUCUUGCCAAUGAUGUCUGCCAGCAAUAUAUCAAUGAAACUCUCGAGGCCUGCGCCAAGAUCCCAGACGAGAAGAGUCUGUAUGUGGAUGGACCGCUGAGAAAGAUCCCCUCUAGGCUCAUUUUAACGCCAAUCAGACCGCCCAAGAAGUCAGGGAAGGCUGCAUCUCGGCAAGCCGAACAAAUUGGAGCCCCUGCACUGAUACCGCGCCACAUUCCAGUCAAUCUUGUGUCAAAGGAACCCACCACAAUGACUGCUGCGGUGAACUGGGAUAAGAGUUCCCGGCCCUCUCCGUUCCCAGGCAUUAGUGAUGCACCAUUCCCAGGGCUUCAAAACCCAGUAGCCGGUUAUCUGAAUUCCGCCACACCCAACGUUCAAAACCAGCUGCCCUCGUUGUCCGGUUCGACGACUUCCUCAGGCUCCAUGACACAACCCCGGGCCCUUCACGGCCCCGACACACCUCGCUUCGAGACCAGUCAUGCUGCAAGGGACCUAGCCGGGUCUCACGCCUUUGCUUAUCAACCAGAGAACAGUGUCUUUGGUACUCAAGCUUACAUGCUUGGGAAUGUACAACACUCCUUCAACCCUUCUGAUUCCGGCUAUCCGAAUCCCCUUCCUGCCACUAAUCACCUUCGAGUCCAUACUAGUGAGUUCAUCCAGCCACAAACCAACACUGAGUGUGUGAUACCGGACACUUUGAGGCCAUUCAAGGAUUGCAUUGAUUUCUCGCAGGCUUCGUUUUCGUUGUGAGAUCCGACCAACGGGUACAUUCACUGUAUAGGGAUGAGUCUAUAGUUUGCUCUUUUUUUUUUUUUUUUUUUUUUUUUGU